This is a messenger RNA of Acanthosepion pharaonis, 573 nucleotides long. Lineage: Eukaryota; Metazoa; Mollusca; Cephalopoda; Sepiida; Sepiidae. The record is from the annotation of a GenBank genome assembly.
AUGAAAGGCAAGGUUGCUAACUCUCUCUCUCUCUCUUAUUCACUCUCUCUCUCUUUUAUUCCCUCUCUCUCUCUCUUUCUUAUUCACUCUAUUUACCGCAAGGACAAGAUGUCUCUACUUAUCUAUCUAAACAUUGUGGCUUAUCUCUCUAUCCACUUUGGCUUAACUCUCUAUCCAUUGUGGCUUAUUUAUCUAUCCAUUGUGUCUUAUCUCUCUAUCCACUUUGGCUUAACUCUCUAUCCAUUGUGGCUUAUUUAUCUAUCCAUUGCGGCUUAUCUGUCUACCCAUUGUGGCUUAUUUAUCUAUUCAUUGUGGCUUAUUUAUCUAUCCAUUGUGGCUUUUUUUUAUCUAACUAUUGCGGGUUAUUUAUCUAUCCACUGUGGCUUAUCUCUCUAUCCAUUUUCGCUUAUUUAUCUACCCAUUUGUCUAUUUGCUACAGAAAUCAUAGCCGCAUUACGUAUGUGGCGAAGCCGUUGUUCUAUUCUCCAUUAUAAAGUGAAAAGGACUCGUCGUCUCUCGUCAAAUGUUAAAUCCUUACAACCUUUGCGCUUUCUCCUGGUGACUGGUUCAUGA